Peronospora matthiolae is the source of this 408-nucleotide messenger RNA. The record is from the annotation of a GenBank genome assembly. Lineage: Eukaryota; Oomycota; Peronosporomycetes; Peronosporales; Peronosporaceae.
AUGAACGAACAGGACUUGGCUACGCAGGAGCUGCAAGACGUGCUACUGAAGAUGCGUAGGCUUGUCCAGCGUGGUGAAACGCUCAAGCAGUUCCAAGAGUCGCCACUGGUGGCCAAGCUGCGCUCCCCCAUGCAACUUCAUGGUCUAAGCAAUUUAAGCUAUAAUAUGCCAAUGACAACGAUGCAGAGGUGCUAUAGGCUCCGCAUGUGUAGGAGAUUGCAAUGGACUAGCCGACCUGAAUGGUAUCAAGAAUCAGGUGGCGCGACCUGCGAGAGGAAGUACCGCCCUUGUGACGUUGAUUACGCGACUUUAAGAUUCAAAUUAUGGCCUAGGAAUUCUUUUGAAUUUGUAAUCCGGGUAGACGCGGCACCAAAGCAAGCAAUCGGGUCUUGUAUCGUCUAUUUGUAA